Messenger RNA from Heteronotia binoei (common prickly gecko), 2100 nucleotides. Its product is annotated as regulator of G-protein signaling 2-like. The record is from RefSeq and is a predicted model, not a curated record. Lineage: Eukaryota; Metazoa; Chordata; Lepidosauria; Squamata; Gekkonidae. The transcript has 6 exons. Bases 2 to 994 code for a protein of 330 amino acids.
GAUGCUGAGCCCUCUCCAGAAAUGCGGUUCUGAAGGAUGCCUUUUAGACUGUGACUUUCUGCCCUGGCACCGGAGCGCCCUCCGCAAGCGGCAUUCGAGUUGUGAGGAGCCCGAGCCAGGGGAUGAACAUGAGGACCGGAACGAGGAAAAACCGCGCCCCCCAAGCAUCCGCUUAGAGGCUCCGGACUCUGACAACUGCAUCCAGCUCCCACUUCAGGACCCUGGAGGGGUGUGGCGAAGCCGCAGCGAGGGACGUCUGGACCAGAAUGAGCCACCCGCUCCAGGGGAAGCAGAAUUGGGGGACAAAUCAGGAAGUGGGUGGAGUUUGCCAUCUCCCAAAUCCCUGAGGAAGGAACGACAUCCAAGAGGGAGAGUGGCAGCAGCGAAAGAGCACUUGCGGAACCUUUUCGGAGGAUCAAAUAAAUCUCUGGGAUCCAGUGCGGAAUCUAGCUUGGGUUCAGAUUGUGACGGCAGCCAUCAUGCACGGCCAACACAAAAGCACUGCCGCAGGCGAAAUAAAAGAAACUUCUUAAGGUUAUGGAGCUCAGGAUGUCCUGAAAUCCAGUCACUAAGGCCAACUCCGGAGGAGGCCCAGAAAUGGGCUGAAUCACUGGAAAAACUAUUGCUUCAUCCAUAUGGUCAGCGUGCUUUUCAUGCUUUUCUGGAAUCAGAAUUCAGUGAGGAGAACCUGGACUUCUGGAUGGCAUGUGAAGACUACCGGAAGCUCCGAAGCUGCGACAAACUUCAGGACAAUGCCAGGAAAAUCUAUGACCAAUAUGUAACCAUCCAGGCCCCCAAAGAGGUCAACCUUGAUUCCCAGACCAGAGACAUCACCAACCGGAACAUUUUGCUCCCCACUCGUGGUUGCUUCGAACAGGCCCAGAGGCGUAUCUUUGGCCUGAUGGAGAAGGACUCUUACCCCCGAUUCAUCCGUUCCCCAGUUUAUCAAGCGCUGGUUCAGCCAAAUGGAGAGGAGCCCAACGGAGCCAUGUGAAACCCUCACCAGCCUAGGAAAGCUGCAAAGGGUCCCUUUCUCAGGCUCCUGCCAGGCCCUUUAGACUGUGCAAGAGAGACAGACUGCGGCCUGGUUCUCCAAAGCUCAUGACCAACGCUGGGCAGAUGAGCGACCUCAAUAUUUCCAAAGCAAAAGUAGCCUGCAGAAAGUUUGGAGCAGGCAGCUGUUUUGCGCAUUGAUGUUUUUUUUAUAAAAAUAGAAUCACUGACAAUGCAGUGGACAUUUGGAGCAUCUGGGAUCACAUGUUACAAACAUGGAAUACAGUGUUAUGCAUGUCGUUGAGCAUUCUAGGAUGCUUCCCUGCUGAGAGAAGGAAGGCGCUGCAGAAGGAAAAAAGCAAUCUUGUCAAGCCUCCAACAGGGAAGGAGCUCAGCCCUUUGCCCUGCUUCAGCCUUUGGUGUGGUGGUAUCAGGGUCUGUGCCGCUGGAAUUGAGAAUGCACGGAACUCACCUUAGACAGCCACCUGGGAGUGUUUGUGCUGUGGCACCCUUUUCGAGAGUGAAAAGGAAUGUGUAACAUUGGUCCUUGUGAUUGGCAUGCAGCACAAAGGUUCUGAAUUGGCCAGGCCUGGUGUAAAUGCCAGCAGUCAAGUGUUCUGCCUUCUCCUGGUCAACAAAGCAGUGCCUUCAGCUUGCUGCAUGUUGGGUUCCAAGCCCUCCUGGUUGCAGCAACUCACCCUGAACUGGACAGUGCACCUACAACAGCUUUAUGUUUGGGUAGAGCUGCCCAAAGAUACAGCUUUGCCCUAAGAUGAACCCGGCGAAGGAUUAAACUUGGCUAGAGUUUAUUUUUGCAAAAUGUAGUUGCUCAUAGAAUAAUUCCCCCUGGUGAUUUUUGCUUUAUAUCUAGUUUGGAAACGUUAUUCGUUAAGCCACCAGGAGGUGCUGUGUGUCUACUGCUUAAGCUCAUCCUGGGCUUUGAAAGCAAUAGCAGUCAUGAGAAGGUCUGUCUCUCUCUAGUCUCUGUCUCCUUGUCUAUCUCUCUGGACAACUACGCAAGGUGCACAGCAAACAUGAAUUCUGCACGGGAACAUGUAGCGAUGUUUCCCGUGGAUGACAUUUAUGUGUAUACAAAGAGUCCCUUAA